Messenger RNA from Exophiala spinifera, 1758 nucleotides. RefSeq lists its product as uncharacterized. The transcript has 3 exons. Bases 1 to 1758 code for a protein of 585 amino acids. NCBI's taxonomy places the organism in Eukaryota, Fungi, Ascomycota, Eurotiomycetes, Chaetothyriales, Herpotrichiellaceae. The record is from RefSeq and is a predicted model, not a curated record. Gene Ontology annotation, molecular function: transmembrane transporter activity. Gene Ontology annotation, biological process: transmembrane transport.
AUGCUCGACCAUAAAGAUCCGCGGAGUGCCGUCAACGUGCCUUCUGGAGGCCCAGACAAAGACGAAGCAGACUUGGAGGGUCCAAAGGCGCCUCAAGAUCCUGAUGAAGUGCCCAACUAUUAUCUGACCGGCUCAAAAUUAUAUCUCAUCUUGGGUGGCAUUGGCUUGACCGUCUACCUCUUCGCUCUUGAUGUCUCUGUGAUAGCUACAGCAAUCCCUGCCAUCACCACCCAAUUCAAUGCCACAACAGAUAUCGGUUGGUAUGCUGCAGCUUACCCUCUCUGUCUCUGCUCGCUGCAGCCUAUGUCCGGGAAGAUUUACACCUACUUCUCGCUCAAAUGGAGUUAUUUCGUCUUCGUCGGCAUUUUUCUGCUGGGAUCCUUACUAUGUGCUGUAUCUCAAAACUCCAAUAUGUUCAUCACCGCCCGAGCGAUCACUGGAGUCGGAGCUUCUGGGAUCUUCUCGGGAGCACUAUCAAUCCUCGCUGUAGUGACACCCCUAUCCAAACGAGCUCUCUAUACUGCAUGUUUGACAGGUGUCUUCGGAAUCGCCACUGUCACCGGACCAAUCAUAGGAGGAGCUCUGACGACGAAAGUCUCGUGGAGAUGGUGCUUCUACAUCAACCUGCCUGUCGGGGCCUUCACCUUGGUUGCCUUAGGUCUGUUCUUCAAACCUCCGAUCCGAGAAACCGACAAAGGUACUUUGCGGGAGAAGAUCGAGAAGAUCGACGUAAUCGGCUGCGCGCUCUUUAUCCCUACGAUUGUCAUGGUUCUUCUGGCGCUGCAAUGGGGUGGUCACCAGUAUGCCUGGAAGUCGGCUACGGUUAUUGGACUUUUUUGUGGAGCUGCCGUUCUGGCUGCCAUCUUUCUUACAUGGGAGUUCAAGAGAGGAGAUGACGCUAUGAUCCCAUUUUCUGUCGUCCUGCAAAGAUCCAUCCUUUUAAGUUGCCUCUUCAGCGCGUGCAUGUUCGGCGCCUACAUGAUCAACAUCUACUACAUGCCAGAAUGGUUUCAGGUGAUCAAGGGGGCCUCUCCGCUUCAUAGCGGUGUUAUGACACUGCCUGCCGUUGGGUCUCAAGUUGCAUCCGCGAUCAUAUCAGGGUUGAUCGGAAGCCGCACAGGGUACUAUAACCCAUGGUUUUUCGUCGGCAUUGGCUCUAUGAGUAUCGCGUCGGGCCUAUACACCACCCUGACUACCUCAACCGGCCAUGCGAAAUGGAUAACCUUCCUCGUCUUCCAAGGCCUAGGCGGCAGCUCUUUUCAGAGCCCUCUCCUAGCCGUACAAGCCACGCUAGCAUCACGACCUCGCCUCAUCCCCGUCGGUCUCGCGUGCAGCGCAUUUUUCCAGUACUUCGGCGCCUCGGUCUUCCAGAGCAUCGCACUGGCAAUCUUUCAGAACCAACUUGUCAAGUCACUCAAAUCGCGUGCCGGGCUUGACCAGGCGCAAGUGCAGUUGAUUCUGGAUGCUGGAUCUGGAAACGCCAGGAAAGUCACGUUGGACUCGUUUCCGAAUAAGCUGAGUUCAGUGCUGUGGGCGUACAAUAAGGCCAUAACGAAUGUGUUCUACGCCUCUUUGGCUGCAUGCAUUCUCGGGUUCUUCAUUGCCACUGGCGUCGAAUGGAAGAACACGAAAGCAAAACCUGCAUCUGCUCCCAAGAGCCAGACAGAAAGCGAGAUCCCAGUCACAGAUGAGGCGAGGGAAACGGAUCUGAUUACUCCUGCUCGAAGUGAGAAAGACGAGGAAUCUCUCUCUUCCUGA